Messenger RNA from Astrephomene gubernaculifera, 3366 nucleotides. The record is from the annotation of a GenBank genome assembly. Lineage: Eukaryota; Viridiplantae; Chlorophyta; Chlorophyceae; Chlamydomonadales; Astrephomenaceae.
CUUGGCAAGUAGUUUUGAACACGUGCACGAGAUAACCUACCACAGUUACGUUUGCGCGUUGCUGACGACAUCCGUAUUCUGCAAGCUGGCGAGCGGCCAUCACGAGUUCCGACCACUUGUCUGACCAUCACUCGUGUAUUCUCCUUACGUAGACGUUACUUUUAGACAAUAUCCUGUCGUCAUAAGGGCACAGCUAACUGGCCGCCGGCCUCUUCCUGCCCACAAGGGCCACGACUUCAGGAGAAGGGGAUUGCACCACGCUCUUCCUCGCCACCUUCACCAAUUUAGCAGCCUCACCAAUUAACCUCGACCUUCGAUAACCCGAGGAGUUGCUGCCAUGCUGCGGCCAACCGCCUCAGCCUUCAGCAGCAACUGCUGCAAGCACAAUCGACUGAACCGCCUUUCCAGGCUGCACCGUAGCAGCUUCGCCCCCUUUACUGCCUUCCAGGGCGGCCUUACAAGUCAUGCCACCAGCAUCCCGCUUCCCUGCAAAGGGGGCCGCCCCUCUCCGCUUGCCGUACAUCCUGGCGGCAGCAGUGCGCCCAUCGAUGGUACUAGCGCGAGCAGCAACAGUGCCACUAGCAGAAAGGAAAGCGGUAAGGAUAAGAAGAAGGGCAAGAAGAACAAUCAACCCAGCGCCCCAGAUAGCGACCGCCGCAUACCUGGCAGUGACAGUGACAGCCGGGGCCGCGGCGGCAGCAGCAGUAGCAACAGCAGCAGCGGCAACAACAGCAGUAGCCUAAACACUAACAGCAACUCUGGCAGCAACAUUACUGCUCGUACAAGCAGUACCAGUCGUACGAACGAUGGCAACUGCUGCAGGGCGGCAAUUGGGAUCGAUCUGGGUACCACGACGAGCGCUGUGGCGGUAGCUGGGCCGGAUGGCAGGCCGGUGGUUGUGGAAGAUGAGAUGGGCCGAGCCAUCAUUCCCUCCGUCGUUUUCGUACGGCAGGAUGGCAGUGUGUUGGUGGGUGAGGCGGCGGUGGCGGCGGCGGCAGCGGACCCUGCUAAUGCUUUCUACGGCAUCAAACGGCUGCUAGGCAAGAGUUACGGUGAGGUUCGGCAGGAGGAAGAAGAGGAGCAGCAGCAGGGGCAGCAGCAGGAGGGGCAGCAGCAGCAAGAGCAAGCGGGUCAGGGGAGAAGUCUGCGCCGGCUUCGGAGCUACGAGCUGACUCGGGGUGCGGAGGGAGGAGUGGAACUGGUGUGCCCUGCAUUGGGGCGCAACGUGACACCGCAGGAGAUCAGCUCGCACCUCAUCCGUCACCUGGUUUCCCGCGCCCAAGCAGCGCUUCAGCGACAACAACAACAGCACGGUCACCAACCACAGCAGCAGCAGCCGCAGCAGCCGCAACAGCAGCAGCUUGAGGUGUUGGACGCCGUGGUCACUGUUCCCGCACACUUCUCACCGCAGCAGCGUGCAGCCGUGACGCAGGCGGCUCGAAUGGCCGGACUGAAGCGCGUUACAUUGCUGCAGGAGCCCAUCGCCGCAGCAAUGGCGUACGGUUUUGGAUCCGGAUCUUCUUCCGCUGCUGCUCCCCAUUCCCCUUCUUCGUCCCAAGGAGUGUCGUACGAAGACGUACAGCCGUACGACGUACUGCUUGUGUUUGAUCUGGGCGGCGGUACUUUGGAUCUCACAAUCGUGGAGGCUUUCGAUGGUAUCAUGGAGGUUCUGUCCACCUCGGGGGACAGUCAGCUGGGUGGUGACGACUUCACAGGCGCCCUCGCGGACUGGCUGGCGGCCGCAACCGGGAGGCAACUGCAACUGAGGCAACAAGGACAACGACAGCAGCAGCAGCAGCAACAACUGGAUGAGGCAGCGCCCUCCUCGUCAACAUCGGCUUCCCCCCUCUCCUCCUCCCCCUCCCCUUCCGCUUGCUUUGCCUCCUCCUGCGCUUCUUCCGUCUCUUCCUCCUUCUCGAUGCCUGUUUCUGCCUCCUCCUCCUCCGUAUCAGCAUCCUCCUCCUCAUCCUCCGCUUCCUCGCUCGCCCUGCUACGAGCCGCUGAAGCAGCCAAGCUGGCUCUCAGUGAGGCUGUGGCAGCAGCCAGGGCUACUAGAUCUGGCUGUAGCGGUGGCAGCAGCAGUGGUAGCAGCCGCGGAGGUGACAACAGUAGCAGCACUAGCAGCAGCACCAGCAGUAGCACCAGCAGUAGCAACACGACUGGAAACGUGAUCUCGAUCAGAGUUCGAGUGCCAGGCUUGGCCACCGCUUGUGCUGGUGAGGGAGAGCGGGCUGUAAACAGCUGUGCAGGUGGGGAUGGAGGCAGCGCUAGUGGCAGCAGCGGCGGAGACAAUGGAGGGGGACGGGGCUUUCCGGAGGUUAUGAUCCAUGGGUCACCUUGCGACGGACGAGAGGAGGUAGAGCUUACUGCAGACAGGUUUGACGAACUGGUUAGACCGUUGAUGCGGCGGUUAUGGUGGCCCAUUGAGCGGCUCGCAACAGCCACUCGAACCCAACUGCGCGGCCGACUGCCGACCCAUUUGGAUCCCAGAAUGGACGGGAAGGAUUCAGGAUCCAGAUCCAACACUCUCCAAGCGAACUCCGAGGGCCCUUCGCUGCCGGGAAGGCGAGAUGGCGCAGCAGCAUGGGAGUUUUCAAUCUUUCCUCCUUCGUGUUCUUCCCCCGCUUCCUCCCCUGCACCGCCUUCAUAUGUGGCACCCCCCCGGCGGCUAACGGGGCUGGUACUGGUGGGAGCGGCGACAAGGUUGCAUGUCGUACGGGAUUACAUAACAGAGGUUACGGGACUUCCAGUACGACCCGGAGUCGAUCCCGAGACAGCGGUGGCACUAGGGGCGGCUCUGCAUGCGGGCCUUAUGGUCGGCAGCAUCUCCCGGGGCAUUGAGAUGGGGGAUGGCGGGUAUGUGGCGGGGCAACACGGGCGGACGGGGGGGUUCCAGGUGGCAUGGCAGGAUCUGGCAGAGGGAGGGGAAGAAUAAACCAAACCACAAAGUUAGGGCAAAACAAUGGGUAUUGUUGGCAGGGAGCCACAAAACAUGGGAGGGUUAGCAGGAGGGGAGGGGAGGGGCUGGAGGAAGAGGAGGCGGGCCUCGUCUGGGAGCCGUAGUGCCGCGUGAUGUUGCCGUGGGAAGCUUUCGUAUUGCUGCCCUGCGCGUUCCGGUAGAUGGAGAGGUUUACGGAGUCGAGGAGAAGCUUGGUGGGCUUGUCAGGGCUUGUACCGAUAGUAAUUGUUUGAGGCCGCAGGCUGGAAGGUAGGCUGUAAGGUCGGAUUCAAGGCAAGUGUGUGAGGGUUUAGCCCAGGAGCUAAGCGACGAAUGAUGUUUAAGAACAAUGUUGCACAGCCGGCGGUUGGCUUGCACUCGAAGGUCGAAGCGCACGGUUUUGCAUAUGGUCUGUAUGUGUAGCUGCC